AUGGUAAACAUAUAAUAAGAAAACGCUGGCGGGAACAUUAAUGAGAAUCAGUCAUUAGUUUUUUUGGUUAUCAACUGUUUAUUGUUUCUGCAGACUGUGUCUCAGCCCAGUCAUUUCUGUUUGUUACAGUAAUCUGUGUAUGCUGUAUGAGUAGUGCCUGCUCAGAGGCCUGAGGUGAAGGUGGAGCGAGAUGUGUAGAGGGUCGUCCCUGCUGCUGUUCCCUGGGCUGUGACAGUUCACCCAGGGUCAUGUGAUGUGGCUGGCUUCUGUGAAAAUCGAGGUUGAGCUGAGAAGGAGCAGACCAGAGAGUCAAUGAAACCACGUGACCUCUGACUGACUGAGAGAGACACGGCUGCAUAUGGUUGAACCACACACACACACACACCACACAAGCGCACACACAUGCACGAGACACGCGCACGCACACACACACACACACACACACACACACACACACACACACACACACACACACACACUAAACAUGAUAGGCUAAAUAUGACAUUCAGUUAACCCACAGGAGUCAAUGUAGCUCAAAAGAUCUGUUGUGUACAUGUCAGUAAAGAAUGUCAUAAUGUCAUUUCUCUCAGUCUGAUCUGAGUAUGGAUUGACUGGACGGUUUAUUUAAAUAUUUACGGCUGCUGCUUACAGUGAAGAAAAUGACUGGUCCUAAGAUGAGUGUAAUGUAGUCAUAUUCACUUUGAAAUUACCUUGUCAUGAAAGCAACAGAGCGAGGGUGAGAGAGACAGACGGACAUAAGAGUGUCUUAAAGAUUGUUUUGGAUCCUAAUAUCACAGUUUUUGAUGAAACGAGAGAGACAGACAUACGGCAGUGGAAAGAAAGGGGGAGGAAGAGGGUAAGUUUAGGGUUUUAAGCGGCAUGGUGGUUCAGAGUGAACUAGGGGGGUCGUCAGAGAGAUAGAGAAAGGAGUCUUUUGAAAUGGCAGUUUCCCUUAUGACUCAUCUUUUGAAUAAUACUCUGCCACACUCUGAUCCCCAGUUCAGUCACACAGUCAGAGGGUCCAGGGUCACAUCUAUCUCAUUCUCUCAUCCUCUCUGAGACACGGUAAGUCAGGCUCUACACUUCCUUACCGAAACAAGUUUUGUUCAGGUUUGUCGUUAGAGUCCUGGGCUUGUUUGUUGUAUCUAUAAUGGCAUACAGUUGGACGUGUUUGUGUCAUUGGUUUUGGUACCGCUUAGUUUUGAACUGUCAGCAUGUAGAUGUUUUGUCUGGAGUCUGUAUCAUGUAUUCUACUUUAGGUGGUCUCCUGUUUGUCAUGUCCUUGAAAAACUGUCUCUUAUAGCUAGUGUUAGGGGCCUACGAUAAUGUCCUGCCAUUGCAAUGCUUUAUCUCUUGAUAAUAUAUUGUUGGAUGAUAUCUUUAUGAAUGCGGUAUACACUGAGUGUACAAAACAUUAGGAACACCUGCUCUUGACAUAGACUGACCAAGUAAGUCCAGGUGAAAGCUAUGAUCCCUUAUUGAUGUCACAUGUUAUAUCCACUUCAAUCAGUAUAGAUGAAGGGGAGGAGACAGGUUACAGAAGGAUUUUGAAUCCUUGAGACAAUUGAGACAUGGAUUGUGUAUGUGUGCCAUUUAGAGGGUGAAUGGGCCAGACAAAAUAUUUAAGUGCCUUUGAAUGGGGUAUGGUAGUAGGUGCCAGGCACACCGAUUUGAGUGUGUCAAGAACUACAACGCUGCUGGGUUUUUCAAACUCAACAGUUUCCGGUGUGUAUCAAGAAUGGUCCACCACCCAAAGGACAUCCAGCGAACUUGACACAACUGUGGGAAGCAUUGGAGUCAACAUGGGCCAGCAUCCCUGUGGAACGCUUUCGACACCUUGUAGAGUUCAUGCCAUGAUGAAUUAAGACUAUUCUGAGGGCAUAAGUGGGUGCAACUCAAUAUUAGGGAGGUGUUCCUAAUGUUUUGUACACUUAGUGUAUGUCAAUGUUCUGAAGGUCUUGUAAAAUGUCUGUUAAAUAUUGACUGUCUUCCUCUUUUCUCUUCAUCCCUCUCAGAUGUAUCUCUUCUGGUGGAUCACCCACAUCUUUCUAUCCCUCCCUUCUCUCCUCUCUCUGGUCCAAUCCCUCACGUGCAACAAGGAGACACAGUAUGCUUGGCCACAGUCAGUAAGCCAAUGGUGCUGCAACAAGUGUCCACCAGGUAAGCCAUUCGAAAAAUACUUUUAUCAGGUGUAUGUGUGUGUGUGUGUGUAUGUGUGUGUAAUUUACUGUGUUGCUCUUUGCAGGUCAGUAUAUGGUGAGACGCUGCACUGGUCAGAACAGCCCAACCCAGUGUGAUGACUGCAGCAACGGCUACUACUCAGACAGCUACAACAUCGACAGCAGCUGCAAAUCCUGCAAUGGCUGCAGCAUGAGUGGUGAGUGUGAGUGUGAGUGUGUGUGUGUGUGUGUGUGUGUGUCUACACAUCUACACAUUUCCACCAACCUAUGAUUGGCACUGAUGCUGGUCUUGUCUGGCUGUCUAAAACUGUUACUCACCUGUUUUUCUAAGUCAUAGUUAUGAAGGACUUUGCACAUGAAAACACAUAGCCUGCUAGGGAUUUCCCCCUUCACUGUACCAUGGUGGGACACAGUCAGAGAGAGAGGGGCAAUGGGAGGGGCCACUGAGAAACACUGACUCACCCACCCAGGAGGAGAGGAGGGUUGGGGGGCCUGGAGGGCAGAAGGGAGGCAUGUCUACCAAGUAAUGUCAAGGAUAUCAGUGGUGAUGGGGGGGAUAGUGGGAGGGGUUAGUGGUAGACAGAUAGAUACCAUCUCACCGGUGGAAAUAACCUUUUUACUUUAGAGAUAAACAUCGGAAAGUGCAGCAAACAGAAAUUCAUAUUUUCAUUAUAUGUUGUCAUUGUCACGCCCUGGCUCUGGGACUCUGUUAUGUUGAGCCAGGGUGUGUGGUUUCUAUGUGUUUUGUGUGCUAGGGUGAUUAUCUAGUUCAUUUGUUUCUAUGUUGGCCGGUGUGGUUCUCAAUCAGAGGCAACGUGUAUCAGCUGUUGCUUGUUGUCUCUGAUUGGGAACCAUACUUAGGCAGCCUGUUUUUCACAGUGUGUUGUGGGAUCUUGUUCCGUGUAUGGUUUGUGUAGGUAACCAAGGACUUCACGUUAUCGUUUUGUUGUUUUGUUUCGUGUGGUGAAAUAAAUAAAGUAUGGUCCACUUCCUCCAACGAUCGUGACAGUCAUCGAGUGUGGCGGGGACCAAAAACAGAGACUAUCUAACUAUUUUUAAAUAUCAACCUGCAAACAGAGGGAAAACACAGAGGUGGGAGAGGUUUGAGAGUAGCCACAAACUCACGGUGAACACAUGUUUUAACUGUCAAUCACUCUAGUGAAAUGGCUGCUGUGUGUGUGUGUGUGUGUGUGUGUGAGAGAGAGAAGGGUGGGGUCAGACGGUAAUAUACACUUCAGUUCGUUGUGAGUCAAAACCUGAUUCAACAAGGUCCUAUGAGUCAUUUUGAAGAUGAGAUUUUCUCAUAUUCAGGCAUGAUUUUAGGUUGUGUGUUUGACUACAUGAAUCAAACAGUAUGUCAAAGUCAGUAUACAUGAAGGCACACAAACGAAUAGUCCACUAAUGAGUUGUGUUCCUGUGUGUUAUGUUACAGAGCUGCAGCAUGUAUCUCACUGUUCGAAAAAGAGUAAUGAUGUGUGCAGCUGUAAACUAGGCUACCGCUGCAGAGGCAGUGGCACGUGUCUGGACUGUGAGAAGAACCCCAGCCCGACCAGAACCAAACACAUAAUAACACCUCCCAUCAUGCCAGCUACAGUGUCAAACCACUCGGUGCCUGACAUCCCUAACGAUAGAGCUGAACCUGUCACCGAACCUGGUACUGGGCCCAACACAAAACCAAACCAAGGUAAACUACAAUACAAUACAAUGGAUACAAAUGAUGAAAAUGUUCAAAGUUACAUGUAAAAAUGCCAUGAGAGCCAAACAGAAAUUAGUCCUCUCUCUCAGAAAGGUGUUCAUGUGUACGGCCCUGACCCCUCUCUCUCUCUCUCUCCACUCCCCUCUCUCAUACACGCACAAACAGAUGAUAGCAAGUGGCUCCCGGUGUGCGUGACUGCAGUGUGUGUGUGUGUACUGCUCACCUGCCUUGUUGCCAUCUCAAAGCUCAAACCUGUUCUGCGAUGGAUUGGUUCAACAAACAGUAAGUCCACGUCACUGUUCAUCUGUCCUGUAGUUCUAUUGAACACAAUACAUAUGCACGCACAUUUGACCUAACCCUCAUCUUAUUGGUCCAUCAGGCUUCUGGUCUUCCAAAAAGAUGACUCCAGCCAAUCAGAGCACAGCGGAAGAGAAAGUGCCUAUGCCGGUCCAGGAAGUGUGUGGAAAGCCAGAGCUGCUACUGGACGUAUGA
This is a messenger RNA of Coregonus sp. 'balchen', 4368 nucleotides long. NCBI's taxonomy places the organism in Eukaryota, Metazoa, Chordata, Actinopteri, Salmoniformes, Salmonidae. The record is from the annotation of a GenBank genome assembly.